Molecule: messenger RNA, 1407 nt
Organism: Cercospora beticola
Lineage: Eukaryota; Fungi; Ascomycota; Dothideomycetes; Mycosphaerellales; Mycosphaerellaceae
Source: RefSeq, a predicted model, not a curated record
AUCGCAGGCAGGUCAUGCCUCCAUCAGUACACAAUGCGGCUUGCCUAUGACCUGCUGGUGUUCUUUGUCGUAACAGCACAGGCCAGCAGAUCAUGGAACCUCACGGCCGCCCUCGAACUCCCACCCUGCGUUCCAGCAUGCGCGCAACGGAUCCUACCCGAGUACAAUUGUACACUGCUUGACGAGACGACCCUGUUGCCCACCGAUUGUUAUUGCGCGUCUUCUGGACCUCUUGCGGACAAAUUGUCGAAAUGCGUGCUCGAAGAAUGUCCGACGCUGGCAGAGGCACUCGAAGGCCUCAAGUUCCAGGCUCUCGGUUGUGACUAUCCACGCGACCGGAAUAGAGGGCCAGUGCUGCUGGCGACAGCAGUGUCACUGUUCACAAUUACGACAUUAUUCUUGAUAGCGCGCUUUUUGUCGCGCUGGCCACGCUUAUCUGGCGCUGGUCUGAGCUGGGACGAUGGCAUCGUCUUGGCUUGCUAUAUUCCCGUCGUGGGCAUUACCAUCGUUGCGAUUCGCCUCGUAGACUAUGGAAGUGGAAGAGACUCGUGGAUGUUGCCCGUUGAGAACGUUAUGGCAGUCGCGAAGUGGUUCUGGGCCGUACUUCCCAUAUACCUGGCUGCGGUAUUCUUUACGAAAUUGUCCCUCGUGGUUCUCUAUCUCCGCAUCUGGCCCUCCGAACCUGGCUGCAGAUCUCGCUUCCGCAUCAUCUGCUGGACGAUAGCAGCAGCACUGGUCGCGACAGCUCUGGCUUGCAUCUUCUCAAUUAUAUUCGCUUGCCAUCCCAUUCGCAAUUCCUGGAGAUAUGCGGACGAGGCCAUGGGAACAUGCACCCACAGAGUGGAUGCUGGAAUUGCCUAUGGCGCAUUGAACGCCACAUUUGACUUCAUCGUCAUUGUUCUUCCCAUUCCCAGACUACUUCAGCUCAAUGUCUCUACGAGGCAAAAGAUUGGAAUUUGCUCCUGCUUUCUUGUUGGCCUGAUUGCCACAGUAUGUAGUCUCAUUCGCUUGACCCGCCUGGACGGACUGUAUACCGGAAGGAAUAUUACUUGGGACUAUGUGGAUGCAGGAUUGUGGAGCCUGAUCGAGGUAUACUGCAGCAUGAUUUGCUGCUGCAUGCCCUCCAUGGCCGGGCUCAUUCAACGCUGCUGGCGCAGCGGACCAUGGACCACUAACGAUAGUCGACAAAUGCCGUCAUUUGAAAUGAUGUCGGCCAACGAAAAGGAACGUGAUAGCGGGUUGUUCGCUCCUGGCUAUAGGGAUAUGAUCCCUUCACCUACAAAGCUUUUGAGGAAGAAGACUCUGAGUGAUAGUACGCUGGGUGAUAAGACGGGCCCGAAUGUGUGUGAGAAGGAGGUCGGGUUUGUAACCUAUAUGCCGACGGCACAGCUGCCGCCGGAGAAAUGA